AUUUUUACUGCGAUUCUGCUGUUGUAGUAUUCAACGAGUACUUUAUUUCGUUGAUGCCUCUUUUUUUCUAAAAUCCGAAAUUAAAAGUGAUAGUGUAAUUCAAUCAACUACCAAUUCCUGUAUCAGUAUGCCUACUUAUUACGAAGAAGAAACUGAAGAGGAAAAGAAGAAUAGGGCCAGAGCAUGCUCUGGAUUGAGAGAAGAUUUAAAGGCGUGUCUUUUAAAAAGCCCCUGUGUCAGAAGAGACAAAAACACUCCCAAAGAAUGUUUGAUGUUAGGAAAGCAUGAAUCUGUACCGGAUGACUGUUUGGCUUUAAGGCAAGCCUUCUUCGAAUGCAAAAGAUCGAUUCUUGAUAUGAGGACGAGAUUUAGAGGACGAAAGGGAUAUUAAAUGUCAUAUUAAAGAUGUAAAUAAAAACCUUUCGUAUAGAUUUUAGGUAAAUUUGUAUCUAGUUAUAUAAUAUUUAUUACCUCAAGAAGGUUAAUUAUAAAAGAAAUGACAAUGUUUCAUUUGCUAAGAAACUCAUCAACAAAUCGUAAAGCGUCAAUCAUAUCUGAGUAAUUCGCAAAAGUUUCAGCAUCUUUAAUAUUCAACCAUUUAUAGUCAAUGUGCUCAUCGGAUAGUUUUAUCUCUUUUCCUUCCUUUAUUUGAGCUAUCCUGUAAAAGAAUAGGAAUAUAUUUUUACAACAGAUUACCUAUAAUAACUAUAUAA
This is a messenger RNA of Dimorphilus gyrociliatus, 713 nucleotides long. NCBI's taxonomy places the organism in Eukaryota, Metazoa, Annelida, Polychaeta, Dinophilidae. The record is from the annotation of a GenBank genome assembly.